AUGACAGAAGAUAAGAUCACCGGGACCUUGGUUUUCACUGUCUUCACUGCUGCACUGGGUUCCUUCCAGUUUGGAUAUGACAUUGGUGUGAUCAAUGCACCUCAAGAGGUAAUAAUAUCCCAUUAUGAAUACGUUUUGGGUAUUCCACUGAAUGACCGAAAAGCUAUCAACAACUAUACUAUCAACAGUACAAAGGAACUGCCCACAGUCCCAUACCUAGGGGAUUCAAUACCAACACCUUUGGUGGAGGAAGAAACUACAGCAUCUACUAGCCUCGUCACCAUGCUCUGGUCCUUGUCUGUGUCUAGCUUUGCAGUUGGUGGAAUGAUUGCAUCAUUCUUUGGCGGGUGGCUAGGGGAUCGGCUUGGAAGAAUCAAAGCCAUGUUGGUAGCAAACAUUCUCUCAUUAGUUGGAGCUCUCUUGAUGGGGUUUUCAAAACUGGGACCAUCUCACAUUCUUAUAAUUUCAGGAAGAAGCAUAUCAGGACUCUACUGUGGACUAAUUUCAGGCUUGGUUCCAAUGUACCUUGGUGAAAUUGCUCCAACCACACUCAGGGGUGCUCUUGGCACACUUCACCAGCUGGCCAUUGUCACGGGCAUUCUUAUUAGUCAGAUUGUUGGCCUCAACUUUAUCCUGGGCAAUCAUGAGCAGUGGCAUAUCCUGCUUGGUUUGUCUGCUGUGCGAGCCAUCAUCCAAUCUCUGCUGCUCUUCUUCUGUCCAGAAAGCCCCAGGUACCUUUACAUCAAGUUGGAUGAAGAAGUCAAAGCAAAGAAAAGCCUGAAAAGACUCAGAGGAGGUAUUGAUGUCACCAAAGACAUCAAUGAGAUGAGAAAGGAAAAAGAAGAAGCAUCCAGUGAACAGAAAGUCUCCAUAAUUCAGCUCUUCACCAACUCCAGCUACCAACAGCCUAUUCUAGUCGCACUGAUGCUGCAUGUGGCUCAGCAAUUUUCUGGAAUCAAUGGGAUCUUUUACUACUCAACUAGCAUUUUUCAGACAGCUGGAAUCAGCCAACCUGUUUAUGCAACCAUUGGAGUUGGUGCCAUCAACAUGGUUUUCACUGCUCUCUCUGUAUUCCUUGUGGAAAAGGCAGGGCGACGCUCUCUGUUUCUAAUAGGAAUGAGUGGGAUGUUUGUCUGUGCCAUCUUCAUGUCUGUGGGACUUAUAUUACUGGAUAAACUGGCGUGGAUGAGUUAUGUAAGCAUGGUAGCCAUCUUCCUCUUUGUCAGUUUCUUCGAGAUUGGGCCUGGCCCUAUCCCCUGGUUCAUGGUGGCAGAGUUCUUCAGUCAAGGACCCCGGCCUGCUGCUUUAGCAAUAGCUGCAUUUAGCAACUGGACCUGCAAUUUCAUUGUAGCUCUGUGUUUCCAGUACAUUGCGAAGUUCUGUGGACCUUAUGUGUUUUUCCUCUUUGCUGGAGUGGUCCUGGCCUUUACUCUGUUUACAUUUUUCAAAGUCCCAGAAACCAAAGGAAAGUCCUUUGAGGAAAUCGCAGCAGAAUUCCGAAAGAAGAGUAGCUCGGCCCAAGCGCCAAAAGCUGCUGUGGAAAUGGAAUUCCUUGGAGCUACAGAGACUGUGUAAAGAUAACCUGCUUUUUUGACAAAAAGAGAAACAGGAAGGAAGUUGUGUGUUUUUAAUUGACGAUUCUUUGAGAAUUUUAUAUCUACGUCUUGAAGUAUUAUUUUAUUUUUUAGGGAGCUUUUAUGGGCUUUUCUCAGAAAUGUCAUCCAAAAUUACCAAAGAAAGUAUUUUUUUUAAGUUAGAGCAUCUAUUUUUGAUAGUAAGACUCUGUAAUUAAGUAAACCAAAAAGUCUAGCUCAAUUUACUACACCAAAGGGCAAGUACAUUGUAAUGUUCCUAGCUCUGUUCUUUAUAACCAGGUUCUCCUGAAAUGGAAGCAGUGUCAAUGUGUCAUGUUAUUGCUUCAGUAAGCAUGUGACUGGAAACCUGGAGCUGCAGCUCAUUUACAUAUUUGAACAUGAUUAUAUUGGCAUUUUCUUACCCACAGACCUCAUACUAAAGGAGCUUUGGCUAGUGGUAAUAAGGUCCAUGUUAAAAUUGAUAACUUUUCUAUUGCUCCCAUUCAGCUUUUUUCUUCUGUAUUAGAAUUUAUAUUUUGUUUAAAAUUUUAUUUUUUCUGUAUUUUCACGUGGAAUGGUUUAUUGAGUAUAUUAAGAUAUGUUCAUAAAAAAAAAACUUAUUUUUGGUAGGCUUACCAAAACUUUUGGUACUCAGAAAAAAAAAUUAGUUCCUUUGCUUGAUAACCAAAUGAUUUUUAUAAGAUUAAACACUGAAAAGAUUUUACCAGUCAUACAGCCUGGGUUAUCAGUUAAUAUUAAUAUCUAUUAUAAACCUAUGUUAAUUCCUUGCUAGUUCAGUCCUUUGAGCUCUAUUUUGGUUUGCUUUUAAAUUGAGCACAGCAUGGUUUUCUCAGCUGUAUUUUUUAUAAAGUACAUUCAAACAGUGAUUAAGCUGGACUUUUUUUUUUUUUAAGAUUUUAUUUGACAGACACAGUGAGAGAGGGAACACAAGCAGGGGGAGUGGGAGAGGGGAGAAGCAGGCUUCCCAUGGAGCAAGGAGCCCGAUGCGGGGCUUGAUCCCAGGACCCUGGGACCAUGACCCAAGCCGAAGGCAGACACUUAACGACUGAGCCACCCAGGCGCCCUAAGCUGGACAUUUUUAUAUCUCCUCAAACCCUAAAUAAGUUAGAGCAGUCUAAGAGAAGUUUGAAAUAAAGGAUUGCUCUGUUUGUUAAAACAUAUUUUCUGUAUUAUGUUUGAAGACAAAUUGAAAGAGUAGGAUUGCAGGAAUCCUAAAGGUGGGCUCCUGAAACUUCAUGAAUGCUCAAUUUCAGACUUUAUCAAAAUCCCUAUUUACUUUUCUGGUUAGAUAGUCAUCCCCUUUGACGUUCCUUCUUUGUCAUGGCAGUAUACAGACGCUAUCUAAGCCAUUCUAUUGCUAUUGCUAACAUUUCCUGUGUACUAUCUAUGUGCCAGGCACUGUUCUAAGUGCUUUUACCUAUGUAGGCAAAUUGGAAAUGCACAGAUGAUUAAACAGACUUUCACUUAUAGUCAAUUUUACAACUAUGGAAAUACAGUUCUGAUGGAUACCAAAGGCUUAGCAGGGAGCUAAAGUAUCUCCAGGCUGUCUUCCCCACAAAGUGGAGCACUGAGUCAAUCCUUUUUGUUUGCUUUAAUGUGCAUAAAAGAAAGGCACUUUUUUAAAAGUACUUUUUAUGAGUGGAGGGGGAAAAAUGCUUAACACUUGUUUUUGUUUUUUUCCCCUAGAGUUGUUUACCUUUAUAUAAUUUGGCAGUCCAGACAACAUAAAAUUAUUUCUUUUCACUUUGCUUUUUAUUCCCUUUGGACCAAUUUGGAAUAAAUUAUUUUUACUUAGGACUUCAGGACACAGUUAAAGUGAGCUUAAAUAGUUCAAAAGACUUUUGUGCUAGCUUGCGAGCUCUAGAAAAAUUGUGGGGACUCUGAAUUGGGCAAGAGCAGGAGAAUGGCUCCUGUGUGGCUCUUGUCCUCUUCUUCAGGAUGCUGGUGGUCUUUGAGAAGCCCAAAGUUACAAUGAUAAAGAAGUUUAACAUUUUUAUAGGUGAUGAAUGUGAUUUAAUCAAAUCGCUAUUCCUGAUCUCAUUUAUUAAGAAAAUAAAGUAGUAAAUGUUUAAAUAAAGAACCCAAAAGACCACUUUUAAGUUCUAAUUAUUUCGACUAACACAUAAACACCAGAAAUUCAUAGCCCGGAGUUCUCUGCCUCAGAGAAAUUGAACUAAUUUACAUGGUUUCCCUUCCAUAUUUUUUUCCUUGCUGAGAUACAAAUGAGUUGAAAAGAAACCUUAAGGUGAAGUAAGAAGCUGUUAAAGAUUUAUAGGAGGACAAAGGAACUAGCUUAACAUAAUAGAAACUCCCUGGUCUUCAAUAUCAUACAUCAUAAUAAAUAAUAAAAUUGGCACUGAUUAAUUAGAUGUAAUCAUAGGGAAAUUAGAUGUGAGUUUGAACAUUUAAUUUUCAUAGUACUCUAUCAUUUUUGUGGAAGUCUUUUCACACUCUAAUGUCCUAACAAAUGUGAUUUUUCUUAGCUUGUGUGAAGCAUUACAAUUCUGGUCUGGCCACUCAACCUGCUACACCUAGCUAUUACCCACUGUCAUGACACCCAGUGAAAGGGUCUUCUCUAACUUUCUCCUCUAUGCAAUCAGCACUGUAAUGGUACUGAGAUACGCUAAGACUCUGCCCCCUUCCUCCUCAAGGAGCUCACAGUCUAAUAAGCAGUUCAGGAAGACCAGGAUAUGAACGUCCCCAUGUGUGCCUUUUGCCAUCCAUGAAACUUGAUUUGGAGACCUUGUAAAAUGGGCACAGUAAUAUUACCUACCUCAGAGAGUUGUAAGGAUUAAAUGUAAAGUGCUAAGCAGAGUUCCUGGUACAAAGGAGGUACUCAAUAAAUGUUACCUAGAAUUAGUAUUCACAAAGAUACUGCUAAAAUAAAAGUUUGUCAUAUAUAUUGAUAGUUCCAAAUUUUUCUUUUCUUUUUUCUUUUUUUUUCUUUUUUCCAAAUUUCUUUUGAGUACAAAAAUUUUAUAAAUUCAAGAUAAUAUUGUCUUGUUUCAAGCAACAAUUUCAGUGACAAGGGAAUGGUAAAAAAUAAGGGAGAUUUUAGGCUAUCUAAUUCCUAAACCCAAACUUGAUAUUUCUAAGUUGGUUUUGAGUUUUUAUUGUAUUUUUAAAGUUUGCUUUUGUCUAAGUUAUGUUAUUUUUUAAAAGGUUGCUAUGUAAUAUUAUUUCUUGAAUAAUACUAAGGAUAGAGUAAAAUGCUGUAUAUUUAAAUGCAAUUCCACAAGAUUAUAAUCACAGGACAAGACCAAACCUUCUUGAUAAUCCUCAAAAACUGCAGAAGUGCUUUAUACAUGUAAACCAGUUUGCAUGCAUAAGCUACUUCUUCUUGCUAGAUUAUAGCAUAUGCAGCAAAUAAGGCAAUGUUAGGCAAUAUCUUGUGCUUAUGGUGUCCUAAACAGAGGUGCUGAGUAAAGCGCAAAAGAAUAUAUAAUUUUUCAUUACAAUUCUAUCAGUGACCUGAGGAGAAAAGGUUUGUUGCCAACCACUCUGACCCAUCUGCUGGUGUUUUUACUGCUUUCUAAUUUGGUGCAAAUUAGAAAGAAUCAUCAUGAAAAGACACUGGUUUUAGUUACAGGUAUAUAUACACUACAGUUUUAUGUCAAUAAAUACAUUUCUGAAUGCUUAAAUGUUGCUUUAUUUUAUAUAAAAAAAAUCACAUUUAAGAAAAUAUAUUUGGUUUACUAUAAUAUAUCCUUGUUUCUUUCUUACAAUAUUGUUCCUAUUCUCAUUUUAAAGAUAAUACGUGAGUUACUUUCUAAUUCAAAUUUUAUUUCCAUCAGGCAGUUGUUCUGAUUAUCAAGAGUAGGAAAAACUAAACUGAAGUCUAGGUAAAAACAACUGACUCUCUUUGAUAAAAUAAAAAUAAUUUCUUCAGUAAAUAUUUAGUUGAGCUCCCACCGUGAAUAAGACACUUUGUUAAAAUUUUGUGAAAGACACAAAACUUAGAAAACAUGGUCCAUAUCCUCAAUCACUUGCAUUCUCAUAAAAGGGUUAAAAGUUUAAAACAAAUAGUUACAGUAUGAAGGAGAAAAUAGAAAAAAACUAUAGUGGUUUUUAAGUUGACCUCUAAGUAUGCUGCAAGGAUGUGAUUUUAAAAAUAUAGUAUAUACUGAUAUUUAAAAUUUGUUGUGCUCUAUUUAUCCAAUGGACUUUAAAUACCAUAGUAAUUUGUUACCACAACCAUUAAAAUAUAUAUAAAUACAUAUAUAUAUAUAUAUACAUAUAUUUUAGCAGUUGGAAAUUUUACUGCAUUCUUUUCUAUUCUCAUAUUUCCUUUUCAUUUCUCCCAAAGAAUUUUAUCCUAAAUAACAAAUUUAAAUGCUUUUAAACCAACUUUUUGAUGAUUCUAUUAUGAGUAUCUAUAAUUUGAAUUUUUAUGUUUAAAAAUGUCACGUCGGGCACCUGGGUGGCUCAGUUGGUUAAGCGACUGCCUUCGGCUCAGGUCAUGAUCCUGGAGUCCCGGGAUCGAGUCCCGCAUCGGGCUCCCUGCUCAGCGGGGAGCCUGCUUCUCCCUCUGACCCUCCCCCCUCUCAUGCUCUAUCUCAUUCUCUCUCUCAAAUAAAUAAAUAAAAUCUUUAAAAAAAAAAAUGUCACAUGUCAAAAAGGUCAAAAUGUUUAACAUUUUUUUCUGGAUUGAGUUAGCAUUUAUGAUUAUUAGUAGUACACAAAUGAUGAAAAAAUCUGUAUUGCAGAUUUUGAUAGAAUUAUUAAUUUUUAAAGUUAUUAUUUUAAAUUUCAUCUCAGUGAGAAACAUGAGUUAUUUAUUUUUCAAUCAAUUAAAAUAUUAAUGGAUGGAUAUUUCUUACUGCUAAAGUUAAAGAGUGCUCAGCAUAAAUUCUAUUAUUACACUUUGCUAUUAUAGAUGUAUUUAAAAAUCUUAUUUUCGGGCACCUGGGUGGCUUAGUUGGUUAAGUGUCUGCCUUCAGCUCAGGUCAUGAUCCCAAGGUCCUGGGAUGGAGUCCCACACUGGGCUCCCUGCUCAGCAGGGAGUCUGGUUCUCCCUCUCCCUUUACCCCUCCCCCUGCUCGUGCUCUCUCAAAUAAAUAAAAUCUUCUAAAAAAAAUCUUAUUUUCAUAAAUAAUAGUAUAGAAAUGGGAUAUCCUUUCCAUAAACUAUUCCCAAAUCACAGACAAAAAACACAUAAAAAUUAAUCAUAAAAAUAAAUUUGAUUUUUUAAAUAAACUUUAAUAAUCUAUCAGCUAACAACUCCAUUGGACCCUUCUUCUUUAAUUUUGUUGAAAUCAAAGAACUUAUAUUGUGGAAGGAUUUGUUAUCCAGCUGUUAUAAUCAUUCUUCUGUUAGUUUCUGGGCAGUAUACCAAAAAGGUUUUACCAAGACUUAAUAAAAGGCUAUUAAUUAUACUGCUGAAACUUUCACUUAAAGGUAACUUGCUUAACCUGAUAUACUGAGAAGGGGUUGGGAGAAUUGAAAUACUAAUUUUACAUAUUUUCACAUAUGUAAUAAAAUUCUUCUAUUUUAUCACAUGCCGUAUUUUCAUCAAACCAUUAGAAGUUGGAUUUAGCUUGUUAGCUUGCUCAAUUCACGGAAAAUAUCAUAAAUAACCUAGUGGGCAAAUUCAGUCCUCAUUGUCAAACUACUUUUCCAAAUCAGUUUUACUAUCUGACUUAAUUUUUCACUUCCAAUAAUUACCUUAGUACUCAUUCUUGUGACAGCUAUCUCAUGUUUGAAUUCCAGUAAUUCCACAUGGAUACUUGCCAUAAGUCUGUCUCCUGCAUUUCUAACAGAUGCUUUACUUUCUUUACUUUUAUGGGUCUUUCCCUCAGGAGCAAUACACAUUGAAAAUAAUUGGGUAAGGUCUGCUAAACAAAAGUGGUCAUUAUCCUGUUCUACAAAGCCCGAAUUCAAAAUACCGUAACUUGGGCCAAAAUAUACUAUUUCUUAUGCCACUUUAAUUAAGGUAGUCUUCACAGGUAACAUUAUUUCCAAGUAUUCCUUUGUUUGGUAUCUCUAAAAGUGUAACGCUCUGGGGCAACACACCAUGGCCAGAGUCAGGAUCCAUUGAGAAGGACAAUUAUGAAAAGCGUUUGGAAAGAAGAACUAGUCUAACGAACAUUAGGCACAUAUUGGGUAUGAAAGUGUAUGUUUUUGCCUAUUAUAAGAGAUAAUACGUCCAACUUUGAAAAUAGUUAUUACAAGUUAUUCACAAACUAAAUGCUGGGGUGGGGGCAGGGUGCAGAAUAAAACUUAGAGAAUCAGAAGAUCCAGCACCCAAACAACAGGAGUUCAAAAGAGAGGAAAAAACAAAAUGGGGGGAAAAAUUAUUAAAGAAACAUUAUAUUGGAAUUUUGCUGAGCUGAGCUGAAAAACAAGAUGAGAUUGAAAGGUUAUUAUGUGUCAAACACAAUAAACAAAGUCCAAAAUUUCACCAUGAAAUUUCAGAACAGCAGACAUUAAGAAAGGAAAGACAGGUCACAUAAAAAGGAACAAGAGUCAUCGCAGCAUGUAAUAUGUGAACAGCAACUAUGGAAGCUAAAAUGUUGUGGAGCAAUGCCUAUAAAAUUCUGAAGGACAACGAUUUUCAACCUAGAAUUCUAUCCCCAGAUGUAUUAUCAAUUGAAUGUGAAUGUAAAAUAAAGAUAUUUCCAGACAUGCAUGACUCAAAAUUUUACCUCUUCUGCACCUUCUCUCAUGAAACAAGUAGAUAGUGUACUUUACCAAAACAAAGAAGAAAACCACAAGAGUAAGACAUGGAAUUCAGCAAAAGGGAAGAAAGAAAGAUAAAUCUGAGGACACAAGUCAUGGGUGGACAGCUAACAUCAGGGACAAGAAAGCAACUGAUUCAAAUUGAAGCAAGGAAAAGAAUGUUCCAGGGGAAAAUAGAACUGAAAGAUUCUCUGAUGUGUUUGGCCCUAUGAAGAAUAAUUUUGGACAUUUGGGGGAAAAAAUAGUGACAAACACACAGAAAACUAAACAAAUGAAGAUAUGGGGCAAUUAUGAAUUUCCGGAGAUAGAGUAAGGUAAAGAGUGGUAUAAAAUGGAAACAUCAGGGUGGGGAAUGGGUUAGCCAGGUGGUGGGUAUUAAAG
This is a messenger RNA of Mirounga angustirostris (Northern elephant seal), 8654 nucleotides long. It is a transcript of the gene SLC2A2, whose product is annotated as solute carrier family 2 member 2. Lineage: Eukaryota; Metazoa; Chordata; Mammalia; Carnivora; Phocidae. The transcript has 11 exons. Gene Ontology annotation, biological process: D-glucose transmembrane transport. The record is from RefSeq and is a predicted model, not a curated record. Gene Ontology annotation, cellular component: brush border; membrane. The coding region runs from base 1 to 1575 and encodes 524 amino acids.